Nanorana parkeri is the source of this 787-nucleotide messenger RNA. It is a transcript of the gene CD200R1, whose product is annotated as CD200 receptor 1. The coding region runs from base 2 to 787 and encodes 261 amino acids. Gene Ontology annotation, cellular component: external side of plasma membrane. The transcript has 5 exons. Gene Ontology annotation, biological process: regulation of neuroinflammatory response. Gene Ontology annotation, molecular function: signaling receptor activity. NCBI's taxonomy places the organism in Eukaryota, Metazoa, Chordata, Amphibia, Anura, Dicroglossidae. The record is from RefSeq and is a predicted model, not a curated record.
GAUGUCUACUUGGAAGGUCCAGCAUCUGGACAAGCCUCUGUGCACCGUGUCAUUCAUAAUAACAAAAAACGAGACAUACAAUGGCUGCAAUAAUCGCAUGCACCAGGACAUCGGUACGAAAUGGGUGACCCUCACCCUGGAGAACAUCACAGUCUCUGAUGAAGGAAAUUAUACGUGCGAGGUGGUGAAUGAAGGAGGAACUUUAACCGGCACAAUUAUAUUAGAAGUAUUGGCUAAACCAUUUGCAUUAAUAACGCUAACCGGCUCCAGGUCUGCCGAGUGCCGAGCUGUUGGAGGGCAUCCUGCCACCACUGUAUGGUGGAACUCAGCGUUGCUCAAUGAAGUCAGUGAUACAACUUCCAUAGAAAAGAACAAAACCUCUACAGUGAUCAGCACCUACACCCCUGUGGAGGACAAUGAGACUGAAGCAACAUGCACUGUUCAUCAUCCAGCCUUCCCCAGUCCACUCAUACUAACUAUUAAAAUACCAGCUGCAGCAGGAAUGAAGAACAUGUGGUGGGUGCUAAUACCAGUAGUGGUGAUUAUUGUGAUCACUGUCAUCAUUCUCCUCCUUUGGCAAAUAUCCGGUUUAAGGACUUUCUCUGCAAAUAAAAGAGGAAACACUUCGGAACCGCAGGAAAAUCCCACUGUGAUUGUCGAAGAUGUGGAGCCAUAUGCCAGUUUUACCCAAAAAGUCAACACCAUUUACAACUCUACCAGCGAGCUGUCAGAAGCAAAGAUGAAAGACCUGACUACAGACUAUGGAAUUCAGAAGAUCAGGUUCUGA